Cercopithifilaria johnstoni is the source of this 1134-nucleotide messenger RNA. Lineage: Eukaryota; Metazoa; Nematoda; Chromadorea; Rhabditida; Onchocercidae. The record is from the annotation of a GenBank genome assembly.
AUGAUGAAAGGUGAAGAAUCUGUUGCUGAAAGAUCGGAACUAGAUUUCUUAAAGAAUAGAACUGGUGAAGUGGAAGUGGUUCUAUCACUUCAUAAAGAAAUAAGCAAAGAUGAAUUAAAUAUCAUCGAUAUGUUAUUGGAGAAGCCUACGAAAAAAGCUACACUUUUCUUUUGCGAAUUAAUUGAAAAUAAUAAAGAGAAAGACUAUAGAGUUGAAAUCAUCAGGGAAAGUGAAAUGUCAUACGAAAUCAAUGAAUCAAAAGAGCCGCUUCUAUCAGAGCAGAAAGUUACUGUCACAGAAAAUGGUUUGCUUGAAGAAGCAAAUAUGUUGGAGAUAUCACCUGUCAAAGAAAAAAUAAAGCGAAGGGAAACAUUUAUAAAAAGCGCUGAAAUAAACAAGAUUCCACAACCAGAAAAAUUAAAAGUUGAGAGAGAUAUACUAAGCAUGAUCCGAGACGAGGAUCUCAUUGAACAAGAGAAAAAACCAUCUACGCUGUCGCAAACAAUAAGAGUUCACGACAUAUGUGGCUUACCUGUUGAGCAACAUUUCCAUGUAGAGAAUUAUCGAGAAAUGUAUGAGGACACUCCCCAUAAAGCUCCGUAUGACGAGGAAGGAAAACCGAUGCUGAGUAAACUAACUUAUAAAGUUAAUAGAGAAUUAAUGGCCAAUUUGGAGCUAGUUUCGAGAAAAGUAGAAAGAGUCAAAGAACUCAUACCGGUGGAAGCUUUUGAGAAAAAGUCAAAAAAUGACGAUACUAACUUUGAUGUUGUAAUACAAUUAGAAAUGAAAGAAGUGGCAUCGACAAAAAUCGGCGAGCCACACGAGGUCAAGAUUGAAUUACUUGAAACAGACGACUUCGAUGACGGUGAGGGUUGGAAGAUUAGGAAAGCAAUGAGUAAGCAAAUUACAAAUACUAUCGAUGUAACCAAAAAUGAUAUAUAUCUAGAUGAUGGAACCAAAGAAACGAUAGAAAAUACAACUGCCGGAAGUAUUUUAGAUGAAGCAGAAACAUUUGUCAAAAGAGAUGAUUUCGGAAAUAUGUGUCUGUCAAAAAAUCAGUUCUUCAUUGAAACAUCACAAAAGCAAAUAAUGCUUUUUCCGAAGGUAGAGAUCUGCUGUCAUAAGGGACAAUGA